AUGUCACAGGCCGCCAGUUCUGGCCAUCCCGAAAUCGGGGGGUUGAGUACCCAGGGCCAGUGUAGCGCGUUGAGCCUUGCGGAUGAGAAACCCUGCCAGGCCGCUGCAACAUCUGUUAACGGUUUGUUCUGUGGGCUGCAUGCAAGACAAUGUCAUGGCCUAUACGUGGGCUACAAGCGCCGCAAUGCAAAGCUCGACGAGCUGCGGGCAUCUCCGCCUAAAACUUUGGCAAAUAGACCCAUGAAGUUAGCCAAUGACUUCUUCAAGGAUAUCGAGGAUGAAAAGGUCCUUCUAGAGAUUCACAACUACUUCCUCCAGCAGUAUCGCUUGCUUGAUCGCGUUAUCAAGGCCCGCAAACUGCAUCAUUGCCAUUUCUAUGUACAGAACAUGGAUUACGGCCACCAAAAGUAUCUAGACACGCUUUUGAACAUAAAACUGACCGUUACGAAAGCCCUUGAAAGAAUAGACAUUCAGAUCACCGUCGUGCUAUAUCAGAAACAGAAAUGGUUCCAAUGGGUUCGACAGUGCCAGGAGGACGACGAAAAGGCUCGCGACAAUGAAAAGAGAAAGAUUAAGAGGGAAGCUGCGCUGUUUAGACGACAGGCGAAGGAGGUCGAGAGACGGUUACGUGACUUGCGGUCGAAGGAGGAAGCAAUCCGACAAGAACAGUUUCUGGAGCAGGCCUAUCAGGAGCGGCUCGCUGAGAGUGACGAAGACUGGGAUCCCAUCGAGGACAUGGUCGAAAAUGAGCGGGACUCUUACACUGAUAUUAUCAAACACUUCCUUUGGUUGAAUAAUUGCGACCUCGAAGAUGGCGACCCUGCUAAACCGGAUGACUGCGAACCUUCUAGCGUGCGAGAAGAAACCGAGCAUGAAGUUACAUGCGCAGCACCUCAGCCCAUUGCGUCUUCCAAACGCAAGAAGAAGGGAAAGAAGGGAAAACAACCGAGCACAACCUCAUCCACUGAUGAAUCUUCGAACAUAAGCGAUGUGUUAACGAUUCGCUCAAAAUCCACAUCGUCAAAAGCCAAUACGCUGUCAGAUGGCCAGAAGCCUGAUAUAGAACGAAUUGAAAGCCGGGAAGAAAUACGUAAGAGGCUUACUGAAGGAAUGAAGAUUGAUAUCCCAAACGUAGUCGGGCUCUGCCUUGAGCGACGUGAAGAUGGCACAAAUGUAAUGGCCGAUCGAAUGCCCGCUUUCGAAGAAGAAGAGGCAGACCGUUUACUGGAUGAAAUCACAGCAAUAAAAGGCUAUCUUUUCUGCCGCCUAUUGCUGAGCAGCCCUGUCCUGUUAGCGGUGGCACUGCGGGUUGGAACGAUCGAAGAGUUUUUCCGCGAUCCAGAGGUUACCGCCACUGAUCUCAGGGAUCUUUGCUUGAAAAUGGAACAGCCACAGCUUCAAGAUAUACGUGACGCAUGUGCAGAUUUCUUUCGCGGUAAUGAGGAUGACGAGCCAUCAAAUGCAAAUCGAGAUGAUAUUGUAUCGGAAUCCGAAGACGACGACGAUCACUGGCCGGUCAAGCGUUCAAAAAAGGGCAUUCCAGAUAAAUGGGAACCUAAGCGGAAUAAGGCCUCCAAACGCCAAAAGAAAUCUCGCGAGGCUAAUGAGCCCGACACGGAUGUGGUACAGGAGCCUGGUGCACCAAUUGAUUUUGGGAAAAUCGAAUCUACUUCAUCCCCGAGCAAAAGUGUGAGAGUUAAACUAUGUGGCCGGCUCAUAUACUACUAUCCAAGUGAGAGGUCGAUGAGUCGAGGUGGCUGGCUUCAUUUUAGCAUUAUUGCAAAAGACUGCAGCCUUUACAAAGCAGUGGAACUUUGCAAGUCUUGGGAUGAAUUCUUUGAACUGAACGUUCUGGCGGUUAAUUUCUACUUCCCGUCUCCAUCUUGGUUGCGGUGGAUUGGCAAUGCCACGAAGACGCAACUCCUUAUGAUGGGUUUCAUACCGUCUUUCAUAAAUGCCAAUGCCGAAGCCCUCACGUUUAGCAACAAUGAGCGGAUACGCGGCUGCGGCCGCAUCCAUGCAACGAGAGAGGUAAGGAAUUUUGUAUGCGGGCAAAUGAGGCGUGAUGACCCUGUCAGUCGAAGAUUUAUUCAAUACGUAGCGAUGCAAAGCAGCCGGAUGAUGAUCGUUGUGCGAGAUGCAAAGUCAGGUAGAAUCCUUACAAAGCCUCCAGACAGCGCCGCUUGGCUUGUCCGUGAAAGAGUUGGACAUGGAAGGGCAUCCAAGACUCCGUGGAAAACUCUCAAGUGCGUCGACAAGAAAUUUUUCGACGAAAUGGACGAACUUCGCGCUUUUCGUCUUGGCUUUAACAAUUUCUACGAUGUCUACAUUUGGAGUGCCAUUCCCGGUGACAGUUUUGAUGCCUUAUAUAGUGCUCUCCUGGAGAUGCUUUUCAAAGCUCAGCGAGUUGAACGGCCCGCCGACCAUUAUGAUGCUGCCGCAUCGAUUCUGAAGACAUUAGUCGUUGACAAAAAGACACGGCGCGCUCGGGAUAUUAGACCGAACGAUAACCAGCCUAACCUAUAUGAUACCUAUCAUAGUGACCAGGUAAGUUUUGUUUUCCGCAAUAAUACUGGAAAUGUUAUGAGCGAGACGCCUCGAUCCCUCAUAUACAACGCCGCGGACAAGUUGGAAGAUGAAGUCCUUUUCCCUGAUCAAUUUAAUGGCGAAACGGAGAACGAGAUUGUCGCAAUCAAAAAUAAAUUACAUGCCUUCGAGCAUGGCGAAGUUAAGAAUCUCUUGAAAUGUUUUGCGCACGAUCUUGAAACCGAUGAGGAAUACGAAUCCGAUGUCCAUGGCUCUGAAGCUUUUGAUGAGGAUGAUUGGUCGACAUCUGACGGUGAAUCGACUGGCGCACCAAGUCUCGAAGGAGAUGAAGACGAAGGAACCGAGGAGGAGGAUCUAAAAGAGGGCGAAGGCUUAGAAGAACAAAACGCCAAAGAUAUAGAGAGACAGGCUUUGUCUGCGAUCCCAGGGCUCCAGGAACUUUGCGACGCGUCGGAUGAGGCCAAAAAGAUCCUGGACUCUUUUGGGCCAGGACCACUGGAUAAUUUAAGCUACGAUUCAAGUAUGAAGAUAGAGUUCGAGAUUUUCCUCGAGAGACACAAAGCCAGAGUCUUCAAGGAUUCCUGGCACAAGGCGGACUUAGAGCCGGGAGCACCUGAGAGAUGGGAAGAGUAUCUUACACUCCGCGACGAUGCUUCUGCAACCCUCCAUCUAGCGGCGGCAACCAUCGCUCAAUGUUGGAAUACUCUUAAAUUUUUGGACUAUCACCCAGAAACUCACAGGAACGUAAGGAGAGAUAUACGCCAGGCAUAUGUCAUGACAUCCUUGUUCUUCCCUAUAGGUCAUUUAUUUUUUGAGGGAAAGUCUGGGCCUAAAUGGAAAGACUCAUUGCUUUUCAAGCAAGAGGAGCGUGGCAAGACUCUUCCAGACCGGCGAGGCUAUCGCAGCGGGCGGUACCGAGAGGAGAAGUUUUUCAAGCAGCUGGAUGACCUCAGGAGCCGAUGCGUUAUCGAGAAUCGUCAUAUGGCCGAUAUAUCUCCUUUGGAAUGGGACAUUGUCGUGCGACCUAAGAUUGCGCGACUAUUCAAAGAAGGAGUUAUUGGCAUUUGCUACUCGGAUUCCAAUGUGGUCCCCGGCGACGCAUUCGCCGGCUUUGAAGAGGGCCGGGAUCCCGAUCUCUUCUUCGACUUUAGACCAACCAUUGAAGCUACCACCAUGCCACCGGGGCGAGAAGACCCGACCAAAAUCACAGUUGACUCUUUGCGGGGCAAGCUUCGCAGCUUCUCCUUGACUCGGCAAAAUGCCCGGUUUUCGUUCCUACGACUCUGGAGCGCUCCGCAUUUUUACCCGCUGAUGUUUAGCGCGCAAAACCGACAUCCGACAUCGUUUGGGGAUUUGAUUGGCCGUAUCUGGGAAUGGAAGUUUAUCCCCAAAGACAUGCCGUUCUCCGAAUGGAGUAUACAUUUCAACCUCUGCCAGCGGCUUGAGCCCUACAGACGAGUUCUGCGGGAUAAAGUCAUCGUCAAACGGGAUAUGGUGCUUAUUAUGGGUGAAAAUGAGGAAGAAAUACUACAGCUGACUGCUGCUGUUACAUUUGUGAUCCAGACUCGUCCCUGGAGAUUGGAGGUUGACUACUGGAAGAGUUUUAUUAAUGUGGACAUUGGAUUUAUGAAUACUCUGCAAGAUGGAUGGUAUGAUUGA
This is a messenger RNA of Uncinocarpus reesii 1704, 4206 nucleotides long. RefSeq lists its product as uncharacterized. NCBI's taxonomy places the organism in Eukaryota, Fungi, Ascomycota, Eurotiomycetes, Onygenales, Onygenaceae. The transcript has 7 exons. The record is from RefSeq and is a predicted model, not a curated record. Bases 1 to 4206 code for a protein of 1401 amino acids.